This is a messenger RNA of Erythranthe guttata (spotted monkey flower), 1266 nucleotides long. Lineage: Eukaryota; Viridiplantae; Streptophyta; Magnoliopsida; Lamiales; Phrymaceae. The record is from RefSeq and is a predicted model, not a curated record.
UUUAGUUUUAAGAAGCCUAUUGGGAGCGUUAGUGUCUCGGCACACAAACUAUUGGGCUCCUCAAUGCCAUGUGGCAUUCUCAUUUCAAGGAAAAUGCACAUGACCGAUUUCUCGACAAACAUCGAAUACAUUGCCACUCUAGACACUACAAUAUCCGGAAGUCGAAAUGGUCACACGCCAAUCUUUAUAUGGUACGGUUUAAACUUGAAAGGUCGCAUUGGACUUCAAAAAGAAGUCAACAAUUGUUUGACCAACGCUAAGUACUUAAGAGACGGGCUUAAUAAAGCGGGAAUUAGCGCGAUGCUUAAUGAGUCGAGCAUUGUGGUGGUUUUCGAGCGUCCGUUAGAUCGUGAGUUUAUUGAUUAUUGGCAACUUUCGUUUCUAGGAAAAAUGGCGCAUGUUGUCUUAAUGCCUCAUGUGACAAUGAAAAUGUUGGAUGAUUUUCUAAGUGAUCUUGUUCGGAAAAGAGAGAUUUGGUAUGGAUCAGGAGAAGUUCGACCGGUUUGUUUGGCCGAGGAAAUUGGGGCUUCUAAUUGUGCUUGCUCGAUUCAUAGAAAUCAUUAAAUUAAUGGGAUCUAUCUACAAAUGGAAAUUAAAAUAAAACUUUGCCAAUUUGGUGUAUAAGUUUGAUAUAUGGAUUAAGAGUGAAUAAAUGGGUUUGAUUGGUGUGUAUAUUUUUCACUGGCACACACCGAAGCUCACUAUAAUUUUGACGUAAUUGUAAUUUGUAAAAUAAGAUGUUGUGGGAAAUAAAAGACCACCUUUCACUAUUUAUUUUUUAAAAGUCAAUAUAACCCUUAAAUAUUUUCUAUAUUUUAACCUAUUUCGACAAAUGAUCAAGUUUCAUUGCUCAUAAGCACAAUCAUUUUCGAUCAAUACACACACAAACAUCGAUCUUGGAGAGGUGGGGAAAAACAGAAGAAAAAAAGAUUAAUUAAUCGCUAUUAUAAAUCGAUCAACAAGAAGAUGCUCUUUUUUUUGUCUCUCUACUUGCCCAUUCUUCAUUUUUAGAAUAUUUGGCACGGGCAUAUAAUUUCUCUAUUGAGAGAUACAUUAGCAAAAGCCAUGUCUAGAAAUUGGUUUAACCCAAUUUAAUAUUUUUUUUGUUCACCAUGGUUUAUGCAUCCAACUCUUAUCCAUUACGACCAAACUUAAAAUAUUCGCACUUUUACAACAAUUAUACAUGUGAACUGAUACUCAUAUGAACUUAAAUAUGCGCUUGAAUUAAUAUAAUUUCCAUGACAUAAUAAUAUAUAAAAAUAAGGG